Rhizophagus irregularis DAOM 181602=DAOM 197198 is the source of this 1180-nucleotide messenger RNA. RefSeq lists its product as uncharacterized. The record is from RefSeq and is a predicted model, not a curated record. NCBI's taxonomy places the organism in Eukaryota, Fungi, Glomeromycota, Glomeromycetes, Glomerales, Glomeraceae.
UAUAUAAAAUCUGUGCUAAGUCAAAAAUUUUGUUCCUUGAAUUAAUUACAAAAUGACUAUUCCUACUAGUUCAAAAACUCAAGACAAGACGGAGGAAGAACAACAAUAUGAAUUACCAGAUAAUUCUAUUCCUCCUGACGUCGAAGAAGACAAUUCACAACCGCCUGAUACAUUACCAGCCCAGCCUAUAACACUACCAAUUUUUAAUUUUCGAACAAAUUUUAGAAAUAUUUAUAUAAGUCCACUCACUAAUCCUUCUACUAUACCACCAAAUAGGGAUUAUAAUAAUGAAUUGGAAUCAUCCCCACCACAACCAAAAUGGGAUGAAUUUUGUAUUCAAUGGUGUAAACAAAAUGAUUUAAAUCGUGAUAAAUCGAUUAUACCGGAAUGUAGAAUGUUAUGUUUUAGAAAAUUUAAUAAUCAAUUCAAGAAUGAUUUAUUAAAAAAAAGAAUAGUGGUUAAAGAAGAAUUAAAUGAUCAUCAUAACAAACAUGAAGUUAAAAAUGUUGCUCAAGUAUUAUGUAUUAAAGAUGAAAAUGGAGAAGAACGUAAAGUACCAAGAAAUUUUCUGGAUGGAUAUUAUUUGUAUUAUAUAAAAGGAUUGGAAAUAUGCCAGAAACAUACUGAAGGUAUGAAGUAUGAUGAAAUUUCAAAUCGAUCCACAUGGAUCCAGAAUAAUCCAGAAGAAUAUGAACUAGAUCUUGGUGAAAAAUUUGAGAAAACCAAAUCAGAAACAAUGCGAAUAAUAAAACGCGCUUUUACUCCUGGAUAUCAAUUUGCAAAAAGAUAUUUAGAAUCAUGGAGUGAUGGAACUCAGACUUCCUUUUUUAAGAGAUUUUAUGAAAGCGUACAACGUAUGGAUGCAGUUCAUAUUAUGCAAGAUAAUGUAAAAAAGGCUAUAGAAGUUUGGGUUGACGGUGGAGAUGACAAUGAUGGAACUAAUAAUGAACCUAAUGGAAAUAAUGGAAAUGGAAAUGAUAAAAAUCUUUCUGAUGAAAGAAAUGAAAAGGAUUAAUUCAAAAAGGAUAAAUUAAAAAUUAUAAGUAGUGUAGAUUAAAUCGGAAUGAUUUUUAUAUAAAAGACUCAUAAUCAUAUUUGACAAAUUUGUAAUUUAAUAACUGUAUAUAAGGUAUAUUUAUUUUAUUAAAUUAAUCAAACGAAAAAGUACUGAACUAAUUAA